GUUUUGAGUUUUGCAGUGAUGCAACAGUGAGAAUGCAAAAUAUUAUCCUGUCCAGUAAAGCAGCAGAACAUUUUUGCUGAACUUGGCGUGGAUUGGAACUGCCUGACAGUUCUCAGGUUGGAAUCUCAGUUCUGGCCUUCCCGUUCCACUUUGUCAGUCCUGUGUUCUUCCAUCACAGUCUGGUGGUGCUACAAAAAAGGACAAACUCUGACUGCAACAGACAAUCAAAACUGCUGAAAGGAUUGUCGGUACCCCCCUACUCACCCUUGAGGACUUGCAUGCUGCCAGAACUAAGACAAGAGCGUGCAAAAUCCUCUCGGACCCUCCACAUCCCGGUCACCAACUCUUCAGCACCUUCCCUCAGAGCGUGCGAAUCAAACAUGGUUACUGCCUCCUGGAACGCCUGAAACAUGGCCCAUGUCCAGAGAGUGCAGAAGAAGACCAGCUGCAUGUCUCUGACCGUCACGACCUCAUCCUCUGCAUCGUCCACCAGGAAGCUCUCCACCAGCUCAUCUUCACCUUCCGCCAUACUCGCUUCAAAACACUCCAGCCUGGUGCAACAGCCUUGCGUCAGCCCUCAAAGGACAGAAAGUCCCAUCUACAAGGAACAUUCUGGAGUUGCUCCAACAUUUGUAAAGUGCCUCCAUGACGUGCGUGCGCUGAAGGGCCAGCUGGUGGUUCUGGAGUGUCGACUGAGGGGGACUCCUCCCCUGCAGGUCCUGUGGCGCAGAGAGGACGAGCAAAUUCUGGACUCUGACGACUUCAGGAUACUACGCAAAAAGGCCAGUUCUGCAUCAGUGCCAGAGGAGCUUUGUACACUGGUGAUAACUGAAGCUUUUCCAGAAGAUUCUGGUAUGUUUAAGUGCAUCGCCCAUAAUUCCUUUGGCAGGGUUUCAUGCUCUGCCACGCUGGACGUUUACAACGAUCUCGAGGAGCAGCUGGAGAUAGAGGCAAUUCGCCAGCAGGAAGAAGAGCGAUUCACCGAGGCAGAGUUCCAGCAUGAGAGCGCUCCUCUCCAUACUUGUGCAGACUUCCCCACUGUACUGCCCGACUCCAUGAUUGUUCCCCCACCCGACUUGCUUCGCAACGCCCUGGAAGACCAUGUCACAAGUGAAGUCGGUGGAGCUGUGCUGCUUGCGUGUUGUCGUCCUCGUCGAGGUCGCGAGCUCGUUGUCGCUUCUCUGCUGCCUUCUUCAAACUUUCAAGGAAAACGGUGCCGCGUGAUACCGAGUGUCCUCUCAACUUUAAACGCAAAGCUCCAAAGACAAUUUGCAAGGUUCCAAGAGCCUCUGCUGGUCAACCACUCUUCUGAAGAUCACUUCGGCCACAGUCAGGAGGAGUUAUCGCUGCGCUUAGAGGUCCGUCAAUCACCAGAAGUCACAGUCGACACGCCCAGUCCUCACCCUCCAUCUUCACCAGUACCUCCUGCACAAGUCAGAGUAAAAGCCCCAGCGCCCAAGCUGUUCACGCCAAACAAGCUCACUUUCAACUCCUCCCCGUCAGGAGGCAACGCUAUGAACCUGUCAGACAUACCGACUUUUAAGCCCGGUGCCUUCCCUCCCAGUGCCUUCAACUAUGCACGGCCAAGACACUUUAUUCAGUCACAGUCAACCUUCCAGGCACCCAGCUAUGAAAGUGUGAUAAGGGAGGCUCAGGAGAACCAGGUUAAUUCCCAGGAGAGCCUAAAGAGUUCCAAGCAUAGUUCAAGUGUUGCUGAAGUCCAAAGUCAAACUAAGAUGAGGUCUUCACAUAGCCAGUCAGUGUCAAAGUCCUUGUCUCACCCUCAAUCACAGUUUCAGUCACUGAGCCUGACGUCGAAUCAGACACAGCCCAAUGGGACAGGAAAGUCGUCUGCAUCCUCAUCCAGUGUCAGCUCGCCCAUUUCCACUUCCUCUGUUACGCCGCCUUCUUCUUUGCCACCCUCCUCUACGUCACGCGUGACCAUGCGCUCGACCAUAACCCUCACCCCCAGCACCCCAAGUGCCAGCGGUCUCGGCAGCGCCACUCUGCCAGCCAAUCAGGACGCCAUGUCGGCUCCCGCCGCCUACCUCUGCUCCGUGCUGCCCUCCCGGUCGUCUUUCUCCUCAUACUCAAAACUGUCCCCCAACUCCACCCUUCCCCGUUCCUCCACCUCCCCAUCCCGCUCACCACUAGCUCCUUCAAGCCCUCACCUUCCUAGAAAAGAAUCCUCUUGUCCUCAGCAGCUUCCUCCAUCGUCCCCUUCCUUCUCUCGCUCCAACCUCUCCCCAACCAUGUCCUCGCUCCCUCAGCCCAACACACCUAAUAGUCAGAACAGAGGGCCGCCUCCGGUAGUCUCCAUGCCCGCCAACUACAAGGGGACGCCUAGCACUCUUCCGAAGCCUGUCCUUAAGAAGACUGUAGUUUCUCGGCCGUCUUCCUCUCGCUCCACAGAUGAAGACAUCCAGGGUUCCAAAGAUGCUCUCAUCCAGGAUCUGGAAAAGAAGCUCCGAUCAAAAGAAGUGAAGAGAAGAAACAGCCAGAAACAUUCUUAUGAGGAGCGUAUGGCUCGAAGGCUGCUAGGUCCAGACAACGCCAACUGCAUGUUUGAUCAAGACAGUCUUUCAGACUCACAACUUGACCAGCCAGAUUCCCCAGAAGGAAGACACACUGGUGGGCUAUGGGGGAAGCACCACUGUGGGACAGAUGAGCGGGGGAAUGAGGGAUCAGCAAUACAGGAGAAAUGUUACGCCCCUCGCUUCAUGCAGAUCCCUCAAGAUCUCACUGUUGAGGAGGGUCGCUUCUGUAGAAUUGACUUCAAGGUUGGAGGACUCCCUACACCAGAUGUCUGCUGGUACUUGGAUGGGAAAGCGAUACGUCCAGAUGACUACCACAAGAUGCUCGUGUGUGAGAAAGGAAUGCACUCAUUCAUCAUCGAGAUUGUCACCGUGCACCAUGCCGGCGUGUACGAGUGUGUGGCCAGGAACCGUGCAGGAGAAAGCAGAUUUACCCUGAGGCUUGAUGUCAUGGCCCAGGAGGCUCUCCGCCCACCAACCUUUCUUCAAAAGAUGUCAAACUUGCGAGCUCUCGAAGGUGACACUGUGAGGUUAGAAUGUAAGGUGGAUGCGUCACCACCUCCUCAACUCUUCUGGAAGAAAGAUAAAGAAAUGCUACGCACUGACCCAGCCAGAAUGAGCCUGUACCAAGAUCGCUCGGGCGGGCAGUGUCUGUUGAUGGAGAGGGUGACCAAGUCCGAUGCGGGGUGGUACACGCUUUCUGCUAUCAAUGAAGCUGGCAUGUCGACAUGCAAUGCAAGACUGGAUAUAAGCUGCCGAGCAGUUCCACCCAUGAAAACAGCCCCCCCUGGCUCCCAAGCGUUGAAACUGCUGUCAUCUCUGAGCCACGUGCGCACCCUGGCAGCAGACACCCCCGGCCAGCACAGCGCCCCCAUAUAUGAGAGCGAGGAGCUGUAGAUCCUUUCAAAACACACAUGCACACCUCAGAACUGUCAAAGCACUGAUGCAGUAUUUUAGUUACUCCUACACUGCCCCAUCAAAAAAGUUAAUCUUCAGUCUUUAUGUUGUUCAUGUUGUUGCUGCAGUAUUCACUGUUUCGGGCCGAGGAGCUCAUGUUGGAUACGAACCUGUAAGCCUCGCAAGCCUUCCUGGCGUCACUCAGCAAAAUGGUGAGCCAAGGUCACUUACUGUAGGUUUAUUAAUAGUUUGUGUAGUUCCAGUCGGCCUCUUUUGUCCUGGCGGGCAAACCGUUUACAAAGAAAACAUUUUCUCAUCAGUCAGCUUCAUAAAGAACAUCUUGUGUGGAUUGCCUGAAGAAAGCUUGGAAUAUUUAACCUCAGCCUUUUGUCAACUUUAAAGACAAUCACUGUCUAGAAUGUGAACAUUAGCCUCACUCAUUACAGUACCCAUAAUCCAACAUCUAUGUGACACAGUACUGCACUUUAGUCAUCUCCUCUCCUUCAAUAUCUCGUGUCGCUGUACACGGAAAUGAUAUUUAUUGCAUUUUUGUCAUGCGAUUGACUAACCAUCAGUGUGUCACUAUCGCCACCAUUCAGCCUUUUGUUUUUAAAGUUGAUUCCUAAUAUUUAAUGGAUGUGAAUGAAGGCAUUUAUUUGAAUAUAUUGUGUUGCCUCUUGCCCUGCAAUCAGUCAAACAUUGAUACUCAUCCUUUACUAGAGCUAACAUUCACACCUUUUAAUACUUUUCCUUUUCCAAAUAUGAUAUAUAUAGUCAACAGAAUAUUACCUCCUGAUUUAAAACCAGGAAGUCCAGUAUAGGCUGCAGUCUGUAGGAACAAUCAUUAGUGAGCGUUUCUGCACUCGAUGAUAAGCUUGUGGUUCACUCGAGUACCAAAAUGAGACAGUUUGCUGAAAUGUUACACUGCAGGUAGGAGCGUUUUCUCUUAACUUUGUUGUGUCAAUUGUUUAGCACACCAGUGGAUGAAUGAGGAAUAAAGUCAUCAACUAAG
This is a messenger RNA of Phyllopteryx taeniolatus (common seadragon), 4443 nucleotides long. It is a transcript of the gene myot, whose product is annotated as myotilin. The transcript has 19 exons. Bases 411 to 3431 code for a protein of 1006 amino acids. Gene Ontology annotation, molecular function: cell-cell adhesion mediator activity. NCBI's taxonomy places the organism in Eukaryota, Metazoa, Chordata, Actinopteri, Syngnathiformes, Syngnathidae. Gene Ontology annotation, cellular component: plasma membrane; axon. Gene Ontology annotation, biological process: homophilic cell-cell adhesion; dendrite self-avoidance; axon guidance. The record is from RefSeq and is a predicted model, not a curated record.